Syzygium oleosum is the source of this 874-nucleotide messenger RNA. Its product is annotated as GPI-anchored protein LLG1-like. The record is from RefSeq and is a predicted model, not a curated record. The transcript is spliced from 3 exons. Lineage: Eukaryota; Viridiplantae; Streptophyta; Magnoliopsida; Myrtales; Myrtaceae. Bases 224 to 736 code for a protein of 170 amino acids.
CUUCUUCUGUCGGGCUCGCUCGCUCGCUCGCUCGCUGUCUCUUUCUUUCUGAGCUAAAAUUAGCAAUACCCUGUUCGAAACGAGCUCGUUUCAAGAAGACGAGGAAAAACCGUUGAGAGGAAGGAGAGGACCCAUUUGGUGUUCUUGGAGAUCGAUCGAUCCCCAUUCAAGAUUGAUCUCCGGCGAGUCCCGGCAAGAAACAGAGGAGAAGAAAGUUUUGGCAAUGGCCCCCAACCCAUUCUCCUGCGGUUGCCUCCUGUUUUUCCUGUUCGUGGGCGUGGCAUCUUCCUCUUUCCUUCAUGAUGGCAUCUUUGAAUCUCGGGAAGCUGCUGGCCGUAGCCUUCUUCAGGCCAAAACAAGUUGCUCUGUAGACUUUGAGAACCAGAACUACACAAUUCUCACGAGCCAGUGCAAGGGACCCCAAUACACAGCCAAGCUCUGCUGUGGAGCUUUCAAAGUAUUCGCGUGUCCCUUCGCCGAUCGAAUAAAUGACCUCACAACUGAUUGUGCUUCAACCAUGUUCAGCUACAUUAACCUCUACGGAAAAUACCCUCCAGGACUCUUUGCUAAUGAAUGCAGAGAAGGGAACGAAGGUCUCGAUUGUAGCACGGUACCACCAGCAGCUCCAGCUGUGAAGGAGUCCGUCAAUGCGAGUGGAGGCGAGUUAGUGGCAAAACAGUCUUUGUCGUUGAUGCUCGCAGGUGGGUUUGUUACGCUUCUGCUUCAGUUUUUCUGAAGUAAAUUGUCUUUGUAAAGAAAAUGUGAAGGUAUCAUCCUGCGGGCUUAUAUACUUUGUGGAGAUGUUGUGGUCUUUCCUCCACAAUGUCAUAGAGAGCUGCUAUUCUUUUAUAAGAGAUGUCUUAAAUUAUGGCUA